UCUAGCGGGUCACUCCUCUAGGUUUACUAUCCCUUUUACGCUAGGCUCUCUCGGUUCGCGCGCUAUACAACCCGUAGGAUUGUCUAAUGAAUGUGUAGCGUUGAGUGAGUGUACAGAAAUUUAUCCAAAAUGGAGCGCUAUUGUGGACUAUCCGUGGAACAGUUGUACGGACUAUUGGAGCCAAAAGAGGCCGUCCUCGUGUUAGACUGUCGGCCGUUUAUGGCUUACAACACUGGCCAUGUCCUCACAGCCUCGAAUGUCCACUGUCCUCCCAUACUGAAGAGGCGGUCCGGUGGUUUUGUGUCAUUGGAGAACAUUAUACCAUGCGAGAAAAAACGUCAACAGUUGCUUGCUGGACACUAUGCGUAUGUUGUGAUGUACGACAAGGACUCGGUAGAACUGUCCAAGUCCUCUGCGCCAGACUCCAACCUUUUCUCUGUGAUGAAGAGUUUCCACCAACAAGUACAGCAGGGAAACGUCUACUAUUUGAAGGGUGGAUAUAAGGCAUUCCUCGAGAGAUACCCCCACCUGUGUGUCAAUCAAAGCGCUUCAGUGGGCGGUCAGUUGUGGAAAGAGGGCGACCUGGGGAACACCAUGGUAACAACUACUGCGCUUGUAGUGAAGACCGAGGACGCUCCGGUGGAGAUCUUACCGCAUCUGUACCUCGGGGACUGUGCUCACGCAGGAAACAAGGAAAUCCUGGACAGACUGGGCAUCACUGCUCUUCUCAAUGUCUCCAAAAAAUGCAAAAACUAUUUUUCACAAGAUUUUCUGUACAAAACGAUCCCAGUUGACGACAACAGCUUUGCUGACCUCGCCUGCUGGUUCUAUGAAGCCAUAGAUUUUAUUGAACUGGUGCGUCAGAAUGAAGGUCGUGUCCUGUUACAUUGUAAAGCGGGUAUUAGCCGCUCGGCCACCAUCUGCCUCGCCUAUUUGAUGUUUACCAAGGGUUACAGUCUGGAGGAAGCUUACCAGUACGUCCAUAGCAGACGCAGUGUCAUUUCUCCUAACCUCAACUUCAUGAGACAGCUUGACGAGUUCGAGAAGGAGCUUCUGACUUCCCGAACAACCGUCUUGGCGUCUACCUUGUCGGCGGCCUCCACCGGGGUGACCAAAACGUUUACCUGGCCUUUGCCCUCGGUGACAAUAGGUCAGGGCCGUGCCACGGAGUACUUGGAGUAUAACUAUGACUAUUCACCUUUAAGCUCCCCUACCCUGAUUGUCAGUUCAUUGCUGACCCCCAGCUAACCUCACCCACGUACCGCAAGGCUCGAUCGGGCCUGUGGUUAUUUUCCCAAGGUGCUACACGUCAUAUCAACAACGUUGACUGGCCAGAAAGGUCGAGUUUCCGUUUCCGGAUGUAAGUGUUUUACCUGCAACGGACGCAGUCAGUCAACUUUUCAUGGUGUGCUAUCUGUGAUACAUAUAAUUCUCCCAAAUAAAGAACUGAGGUUACUUGUUUUCCAACAAGCUCAACAAGCCAAUUCGUAAAAAAACAAUUGACACAAGUGCCAGUGCGUUUGAGAAAAAUAUUCUGUUUAUUCUAAGAAUUCCCUACCGUAACGUUCUUUAACUGAUGAAUUCAGCCAUGUUUUGUUAUUUUUCUUUGUUUGUUAUGCUAUUGUUCUUGCAUGCCUACAGUUUAAUUUUGAUCAUCUGUGAAGUCAUGCUUGCCCUUGGCCUCUGGAGCUGAAAGGGCGUCAAUAGUAUUAAUCGUCAAUCAUAUCUGUCAGUUUAAUUAAGUAAUGAAUGUUUCAGUCAGUGAUAAUCUUUUCAUUAAUACUUUCUAUUUAAGAAUCAUUUAGACAUAACAGUUAAUUACGUUUUGUAUUCUCUAAAUUCUGCUUAACAUUCCAACUAGGGGGGAAAAUAUAUAUGUAUGACUAUCAUACCUAGACACAGAAAUGUACCGCUUUUACUUAUAUGGUGAUGGACGUCCAUCAGCAUGUCAGUAUAUAUUGGACAUUACUGCAUCAAGCCUAUACCUGCCCUGCGGUUUGUAUUCUGGGCUCUGGCCAAAUACUCCAUAUGCCAGCGAGUGGGCUUAAGCCUUCAUUCUGGUUUUUCCGUACAGGAGAACUGGAAGGUACAGUGACCGAGUGAAUCUUGUUGGUGGGAUCCACUAUGUGGGACUCGGCAUCGCUGAGAUCAAUAGGAGGAGGGGGCGUCUUUGGAGGCUGGGAGCGAGCUAGGCUGUGUUAAGACAGUCCGCCCACGCUCUCGCGUCUAGCCCUUACCACAGAGGACCGCCUGUAUUAAUGAUGUAUAAGGUCGCUGAAGUAUUCAGGCCUCUCUGUUAGAUGUGAAGGAGUGAAGCUGUCUUAAGCUCGUUCAAAUCGCUCCGUCAUUAGGGUUCUGUAGUGUGGGGCGUGUCACUCGAUGACGCCACCGCGUCUUGCUUCAACCAGGUUAAUCAAAGGCUCAACUAAUCUCAGAUUUUGUCAGCUAUCUACUCGCACAUCCCAGCAGACGCGAUCUCAUCAUCUGUUCUUAGCCCUCCUGAGCGAAAAAUGGCCAUGACAUAUUUUUGAUCAUCCCAAAUGUUGUGAACCUCCUUCGUUUAACUGUUUUAUUCUGCUGAGGUUCAUUGCCUCGAUGACCAACCAUAGGCUGCCGAUCCUUUUUUGUUUUACUCAUUACUAUUCUCACAUCAUACUCGAAAUUAACGAAUUUAUCAGUCAGUAUUUAACAGGGUAUGUAUUCAGAAUUAUUGACUCAGGUAAGGUCGCAAAGUACGGCAAGAUUCUUGUCUCGCAUCACUCGUAUUAGGCGUUUGAUGUGUCUUAGAUCCACCAUGUUGCCAUCAUGGAAUCCCACUGAGUUUUCGGCACUGUCGUGCGUCAUUUAACAAUGGUCAUCUCUUUGAGACCCGUCUGUCAGUGGUGGACAACCUAUCCGUGUUGGUAGUAACCCGACAUUAGAAGCCAUAUAUUGUUCGAAAAGAGGCCAUACACUUCCGGUGAUUGGUUGUACGUCGGGAUUUAUUGUUGACUGACGUCACGGUGGCUACACCACGAGGAGAUAACGCUUAUAUACAUUCCACAGGUGUGCGUUUAGAGAGUAUCCGGAGUUAACAAUGAGGUAUCCUGUGUACUAUAUCAGCAUGGUUAGAGCUAAAGUGACACCUAAACAUCAGCAAUAAACACGCCUUAUCAUAUCGUAGCCACUCAGUAUUAUAUAUAUCCGAUCUCAUCGGAUUCACUCCAUCUAUUAAAGCCCUUUGCAUACAAAUACUUUAUUGUCUAACGUUAUGUGCACAGACUUUUGCUAUAAAAAGUCGACCAAAGGUGUAAACUUGGAUUAAGUAUCAUAACAUGGUGACAUGGUUGAUCAAAGAUGUAAACUUUCAUUACACAUGUAUAUCGUGAUACAAUGUCGACCUCUCGGGUGUACUGUCGUUAUGUGUCCCAAAUUAAAAAAGUGUAAACUCUCAUCCUGUAUCACUGAUAUGAAUAAAUAUACUAUUGUAGAUACAAAAAUGGUUGUGAAGAGUUACCUGCUGAUUGUUUUUGUAAUAAGAGGCCACUUUGAACUGUUAAAACGUUUGUCAGACUGUCAAGGACAUUCUUAAGGUCACAUUACCUAUGUAAAUGGCUGGCAGCCAAAGGUGUGUGUCGACCAAUUUGGAUAAUGCAGUGUACGUGCUCAAAGUAAGAUCAACUCAACUUGGCUGCAUUUUCAUUUUGUUUUAAUAUAUCAGCAUAAAGCUGUACUCCUUAAGUUAGGAAGGUUUUGAUCCACAAUGUAUUAUGUAUUAAUUACUGUGUAAUUAUGUAUGAUUUACUGUAUUUGGAAGUUUUGGGAAGACAUUUUUGUUAGAGACUAUAGAUACUGAAUACAUGACAUGCACAUGUCACAUAUAACAGUUGAAAGAAAUCAUAUUCAUUUAUUUAUUUAGCUGAUUGGUCUUUUACGCCGUACUCAAGAAUAUUUUACUUAUACGGCGGCGGCCAGCAUUAUGGUGGGAGGAAACCGGGCAGGGCUCGAUGGAAACCCACGACCAUCCACAUGUUGCUGGCAGACCUUCCCAUGUACGGCCGAAGAGGAAGCAAGCAUGAGUUGAACUUGAACUCACAGCGACCGCAUUGGUGAGAGGCUUCUGGGAAUCCAUUACGCUGCUCUAGCGCCCUAACCAACUGAGCCACGGAGGCCCCGAAAUAAUA
Molecule: messenger RNA, 4163 nt
Organism: Liolophura sinensis
Lineage: Eukaryota; Metazoa; Mollusca; Polyplacophora; Chitonida; Chitonidae
Product: dual specificity protein phosphatase 1-like
Exons: 4
Coding region: 130-1248 (372 amino acids)
Biological process (GO): protein dephosphorylation; negative regulation of MAPK cascade
Cellular component (GO): nucleus; cytoplasm
Molecular function (GO): MAP kinase tyrosine/serine/threonine phosphatase activity
Source: RefSeq, a predicted model, not a curated record